UUGUUUUUUUUAUCGAUAUCUUUUUUACUUUCCAGGUGAUCAGCUGUAAUAAAAACAUAUGUACACUUCAGAUAACCGACACUACGGGAAGCCACCAGUUUCCAGCUAUGCAACGCCUCAAUAUUUCCAAGGGUCAUGCUUUUAUUAUGGUGUACUCUGUUACAAGCAAACAGAGUCUCGAGGAGCUAAAAGCUAUCUUUGAUGUUAUUAAAGAGGUCAAAGGUGAUUUGGAGGGAAUCCCUCAGAUGCUGGUUGGCAACAAAUGUGACGAAAGUGAAGUCAGAGAGGUGGACAGUCAACAGGGGCAGGACCAGGCUCGUCGUUGGGGGUGUGGCUUCAUGGAAACGUCAGCCAAGACGAAUUACAACGUGAAGGAACUUUUCCAGGAACUAUUGAACAUGGAGAAGAGAAGGUCCAUGAGCCUUCAUCUGGACUCCAAGAAAACUCGUUCUCAGUUCAGGAAAGAAAAACUAAAAGGGAAAUGUGUCCUGAUGUGAGGGUCCAGACAAGGGUUAAACAAGCCAUAGUACCUGACUCACUUUUAUUGGCAGACGUUUAUAAAUACUUUAAAAAAUGUGAUAUUUUUAAAGGUACUGAAAACUCUUAUUAAGUAAUGUUUUGAUGGGCUGGCAAUAUAUUUCAAAGGUAUGAAAAAAUCAUAAUACACUUUGCGACAAAAAAAAAGUUCUUAAAUUUUUGUAUACGUUCAACCGUCAUUGUCAAGGAGCUUCUAGAGAGCGUGGCCUUGCAGUAA
Messenger RNA from Limulus polyphemus (Atlantic horseshoe crab), 754 nucleotides. Its product is annotated as GTP-binding protein Di-Ras2-like. Gene Ontology annotation, molecular function: GTPase activity; GTP binding; GDP binding. Lineage: Eukaryota; Metazoa; Arthropoda; Merostomata; Xiphosura; Limulidae. The record is from RefSeq and is a predicted model, not a curated record. The annotation marks the transcript as partial. Gene Ontology annotation, cellular component: plasma membrane. The transcript has a single exon. Gene Ontology annotation, biological process: signal transduction.